Messenger RNA from Hemibagrus wyckioides, 5509 nucleotides. RefSeq names its product zinc finger and BTB domain-containing protein 7C. Lineage: Eukaryota; Metazoa; Chordata; Actinopteri; Siluriformes; Bagridae. Gene Ontology annotation, molecular function: DNA-binding transcription factor activity, RNA polymerase II-specific; protein binding; RNA polymerase II cis-regulatory region sequence-specific DNA binding. The coding region runs from base 2215 to 4119 and encodes 634 amino acids. The transcript has 3 exons. Gene Ontology annotation, biological process: regulation of transcription by RNA polymerase II. The record is from RefSeq and is a predicted model, not a curated record.
AUUAUGAUAUAUGAUAUUUUUGAUUAAUGGUGUCCUUAGAAAAAAAACUCAAAUUUUCACAGUGUCUGCGGAAAUUCUUUUGACUUGACUUUCGUAAUAUUUCCGUUUUAAAAAAAAUAAAAACAGAUUUUAAAAAAAUGAGCCACAGGAAGCUCUCUGUGACACUAAGGAGAAAUGUAAAAGAUGCAACACGAACAUCCGUGUCACAGUCUGCUCACGUCUCCGUCCGCAUGUGAACGCUCGCAUGCGAAGAUCAAUAUCUCUUCAUUCAUUCAAUCAGCUCUCCGACUCCGUUCCCUCUCCAUUUUUCUUUCUUUAAACAUUUCUGUCUCUUUCAUCUCUCGAAGCAUUAAGACAAUGUUUUCUGUUCUGACAAGUUCUUACUCAGAUCUUCAGUGUGACUCGGGUAAUUACUUUCCACUGGCUCGGAGCUAUUUAAAGCUCUGCUGCGUGAUUGACGCUGCAGUAUGACUUUAUUAUUCCUGUUUUUAAACCGCUGUUUUCAAAAGCUUGACCGAGAAUGUGGCGUUCGUUUGUAUCCAGGUGAGAAUGACAGGAAAAGAAAAACCAAUGCAAACAAUACGCACAUGAUUCGGGCCUAGAAUCAUGAUAAAACUGUUUUUUUUAACUUAUAAAACUGGUAUUUUGUCAGAGUUUGAGUUCAUCUUCGUAUUAAUUCUAUUGAAGAAGGAAAGAAAGAAAGAAAGAUUUGGACUCAGGAUACUAUGCUGAUGUGAUAGUGUGUGUGUGUGUGUGUGUUUGUUUGUGUGUGUGUGUGUGUGUGGUACCCCGUGAUGCACCACCACUGCAUUCCUGCUUCCCUGUGUUCCCGGGAAUGGACUCCAUAGCUCCACAGCAACUGUCAAAAGGGUGCACAAACUUUUGAGCACGUUAAGACAAAUAUAAAUAUCGGAAAUCUAAAAAUUUAUAUCUCAGUUCCGACUGGUCAGAAGGUGAUGAGUACAUUUCUAUAGCAGCAGCUCAGAUACUCUACCGUUUCCAUGGAAACAGCUUAGACAGAGACUUGUAUAUCAAACAGAUGUUAAUAUUCAAAGCAAACCUUGAUCUGAUUUGCUGAUGUUUUGUGUAAGGAGUAAGGAAGGAGUCUCCAGUGUCAGUGUUCAUGAUUUUGGGGAUAGUUUUUCUAGUUGAAUUUUUCCAAUCAUUUCUAGCUGCUAUAACAUUAGUGAUAACAAGGAUAGCACCACGACAUUAACCCUAACACUAAACGGAUGCAUGGUCUCGGUCUGUCGGUGUGAGUAUGAGGAAUUCGGAGGAACAUUUCGGGCUGCAUGGCACCACCUUGGCUUUGAUUAUUUGUCCUACGACGGCAUGCCUUGUCGUGUUUUAUUCCUUAUAUAGUGUAGGGUGAUUCCCUCGGGAGCUGGAACGUUCACUCCCUCUGCGCCGUCUCCGACAGCUCGAUGUGCUGCACAUGCACAAAUAGUGUUGGCACUUCAACCUCGUUCAUUUUCCUCUCUCUCUCUCUCUCUCUCUCUCUCUCUCUCUCUACUGAACCUCCCAGUGCUGCCGUCGGUUCCUCGGUCAGUCGCUGCAAAUCUGCUGUAAGGAAACUAAAAAUUCAUUUAGUCCGACCCCAAAUCAGAGGGUGUCUGCACCACGGCCUUAUUACACACCGGGCCUAACUUGUGUUGUGGAGGUGGAUGGGGUAUUAUUAUCUCUGUGCUACCCACCCAGCUAUAAAAACGACUAGUGCUGCAUCUCUACAUCACACACUGCCCCUGCACUAGUCCUCUCUCUCUCUCUCUCCCUCCCUCUCUCUCUCUCUCUCUGUCUCUCCCUCUCUCUCUCUUUCCGCUGUACAGUGGGGUCCACCUCUUCUCUUCUGUUCUCUUCUCUUCCCUCUCGCACUCAUCCACUUGCUCUCGGUACCACGCACGCAUGAGUGACUGAGUGUGUGCGUGUGUGUGUGUGUGUGUGAGUGUGUGUGUGUGUGUGUGUGUGUGUGCGCGUGCGUGUGUGUGAGAGAGAAAGAGAGAGAGACGUUGUUUCUGCCACUGUUGGAUGUGUUUUUUUUUUUGUGAAUGGAGGGAAGAUGAGCGGAUGAGUGAGAAUGGACAGGGAGCGCGGCAUAAAAGACAGGAGAUGAGACAGAGAGAGAGAGAGACAGAGAAACAGAGAGACGAACAUCACUCCAUAGUCUCAGGAUAAGUCACACACAUUCCAGAGGAGGCUCAGGAUUCUUAUAAGACUAUGGCACACAGUGAGGAGGACCUGAUUGGGAUCCCCUUCCCGAAUCACAGCAGCGAUGUCCUGUGCAGUCUGAAUGAACAGCGUCGUGACGGUUUCCUCUGUGAUGUUGUCCUGGUAGUGAAGGACCAGGAGUACCGAACACACCGCUCCGUGCUGGCUGCCUGCAGUCAGUACUUCAAAAAACUCUUCACCGUGGCCACGGGUGACGGCGACCCCGGCCAUCACGGUGUUUACGAGCUGGACUUUGUAGCACCCGAGUCGCUGACGGCAAUUUUGGAGUUCGCGUACACGUCGACACUGACUGUGACGCCGUCCAACGUGAAGGAGAUCCUGGGUGCAGCACGCCUUUUGGAGAUCCCGUGUAUCAUUAACGUAUGUUUGGAGAUCAUGGACACCGGCGGAGGGGGUGGUACCGGUGGUGGAGAAGGAGAAGGAGAAGAAGAGGAGGAUGAGGAAGAAGAUGAGGAAGAGGAGGAGGAUGAGGAAGAAGAGGAAAUGGCAGAAGAGGCAGAGAAUGACUCGAAAGACGGUGAGAUUGAAGAACGUGAUGAGGACAACAUCAGCGAAAGAUCUCUCCAAGCAGAUGCUUCUGAAAACCAUGAGAAUAGAAAGGCUGGUGGAGAACGAGGAGCAGACAGUCCUGCAUGCAGCUCACAACAGAAGGUACAUUCAGAAAGAGACUUGCCAAACUCUCAGAGAUGCCAAUCACGUACCCCGGAAAAACCCAGAGAGCAAGAAGGACUGGAAGGCAGAGCGCUGAAAGACUUUUCCAUCGAGUCCCUGCUGCAGGAAGGGCUGUACCCAAAGAUGCCAGGACUGGAGAGAGGGUCAGGGUUCACCUCUCUCCUUCCUGGAUUCUAUCCUCCAAUUUGGGCUACAGAGUUUCCAGGCUUCCCACAGCUCCUGGAUCCCCAAUGCCCGCCUCACCCAUACCCAUCUGCAUCGUUGGACAACGGGCCCUUGGAUCUGGCCAUCAAGAAAGAAGUCAUCAAAGAGGAACUAAAAGACGAGCUCCCCAGUGCUCUGCUCCAUCGAGAAUUCCUCAAAGACUUUGUAAGCCCAAGCAUCGGUGCAGCUCCUGAACCCCCUCUGGGCCAGAUUAAGGACGAAGCAGACCUGCGAAACUACUUGAGUUUCCUCUCAGCGUCCCACCUAGGGUCGCUGUUUCCACCAUGGCAGCUAGAGGAAGAGCGUAAGCUGAAGCCCAAAGCAUCGCAGCAGUGUCCCAUCUGCAACAAGGUCAUCCAGGGUGCAGGCAAACUACCUCGGCACAUGAGGACGCACACAGGCGAGAAACCCUACAUGUGUACCAUCUGCGAGGUCCGCUUCACAAGGCAAGACAAGCUAAAGAUCCACAUGCGCAAGCACACGGGCGAGCGACCCUACAUGUGCCUGCACUGCAACUCCAAAUUUGUGCACAACUACGACCUGAAGAACCAUCUGCGUAUCCAUACAGGCGUACGGCCCUACCAGUGCGAGCACUGCUACAAGAGCUUCACCCGCUCUGACCACCUGCACCGGCACAUCAAGCGUCAGAGCUGCCGCGUGUCGCGUCCACGCCGGGGACGCAAACCCUCCUCUUCCUGGCGCUCCUCCUCCGGCUUUUUCUAUCCUCCGGAUGCCCACCCACUACAAGGAGACCAAACAUUGCAUCUGCCAUCCCUCGGAGCGCCGGUGCCUGCUCAACUCCCUGAAAGACGGCAGGAAUUAGACAGCGGCAGCAGCAGAGAGAAUCUGACCGACAGGAAGCUUAUCUCAGAGGAUGUGGACAGGAAGAGGGGGGUGUUCGCUUUUGCCCUGGCAAGGGAGGACGUUCUACCGCACCCAGCCUUUUACCCCCCAAACCCUGAUCCCUGGACCGUGAGACUGGAGCGAGUGCCACCCGUUCCUGAAGCCGCAAACUGACCGCUCAGAAGUUUUUUUUCGGUCAUGCACAACUCUUUUUUUCCUUAAUGUGACUGAGAAGAAGAAUAGACACCUUCAAGUCUGGAACGUUCCCUGCAACGGGUGUGCACUUGAGCAGAAAUCGCUUUCCUGAAUUUCUGAGACUUUGCAAAUCAUAUUGACAAAUUGCUGAUUUUAACUGAUGUCUUUUUUUCCCGUUGUUGUUUAAUCGUCAGCUUUCUAAUGUGAUGCCAGGGAUUUUAAAAAGGAUCAAAAAAAUGGUUGAUAUCUCGGACAUGUAUUUGUAUUUAUGAUUCUUCUGGUUGUUUAUGGUUCUGUAUUUGCUAACAAGGGUAAAUUAAAGUGGGACUAAAACCUACCCACAGACUGUUAAGUGCAAUUCUUUUUCUUUUUUUUUCCUCCAUUCCAAAGUUAACACAGGUAAGUCAGGUAUCUAAAGGGACGAAUAACUUCCAUAACCUCUCAGACGUAAGCUACAGGCGUAUCAGUGCAUCUGGAAAAAGUAUCUACUCCAGCUAAAUUUACUUACACCACUAUGCAAAGAUGACAUGAAUAAAUGUUUAGAUGUUAGAAAUUUUUUUUAUCGCGAAUUAACGCGAAACAAUUUAACAGUCGAGGUUUUGGUGACGAAAAACAGAUUCAAAGAAUUAUAGCAAGCAAUAUGAUGCCUAAUUGCAUUUUACGUAUAUUUUAAAAUAAAAAUAAUCUAGAUUCAUUUUUAUCUUGACAACCAGUGCAAAAAAAAAAUUAUUUCGGAUUUACUUUCAGACUCAACAUAUCUAGUUUACCCUUGAUUAGUGUCCGACGCUUCGUAUGCACUAUUGUACAUAUUUUAUAUCAUGUUUUAUAUAAUCUUAUGGUGAAGUCGCUAACUAUUGUUGUAAAGUAUUUAGACCAUCGAUCAUUUUGAACAUUUCUGGAAAAACACCCAAAGAUGUGUUGUAUCGAGAACAAACUUGAAAGUCUUUUUAAAAAAAUAAAAAUAAAAAAUCACAUUUUUAAAUCUCUUAACUUUAAAUGGCUUAACUAAAAGUUGUUCAGUCUUUUACUUUCCUUUCUUUUUAUUUUCUAGCUAUGAGUUUGCCGAGUUUUGAAGAAGUGUCUUGCGGGUGCUUGUCAUGUACAGAAAUGAAAAACAGGGACUGUGUCCAUCAUUUUGAUAUUAUUCAUUCCUCUUUAUAGCUAAAUGACUAUUGUACGGUGUUUGAACUGCUAUGGAGAAAAUAUUUUCAAGCUAUUUAUGCAUAUUUAAAUAGGCCUUGGCUAUAUUUUGCUAAGAUGUUUUUUAUAAAGACACUAAAAUGUCCUUGUUUUUUUUUUUGUCUGUACCAAGAAAAGAAAAAAAUCGGCAUUUUUUUCUUUUUCUUUAUUAUCUUUUUUUUUUUUAAAA